AUGGAUCCUUAUAGUCAACAUUGUAGCUUCCAAAACCUGUUACAUAGUCAACAACCAAUCACUGAAAACCCUUAUCAGCCUGUCCCUCGUGAGCCUUAUCAGUCUGUCCACCGUGAGCCAAUUGUUGAAGUCUCUGCAUCGGAGGCCUCUAUGUUCGGUCCACAAUGGACCGAAGAUGGCAACAACGAUGCAAAGAUCUUGUCUGACCAUAAAGAGAGACGAAAAUGGUCACCAACAGAAGAUGGGGUGCUGAUAAGUGCUUGGCUGAACACCUCGAAAGAUCCAGUGAUUGGCAAUGAACAGAAAGAAGUUGCGUUUUGGAAACGCAUUGCUGCUUAUUUUGCUGCGAGUCCAAAGCUGGAUGGCGCGCAAAAGAGGGAGCCAACACACUGUAAAGCGAGAUGGGGGAAGAUUAAUGAGGGCGUGUGUAAGUUUGUUGGGUGUUUUGAAGCAGCAACGAAGCAGAGAUCGAGUGGACAGAACGAGGAUGACGUUUUGAAGUUGCCUCACAUGAUUUUCUUCAAUGAUCACAAGGCCAAGUUCACAUUAGAUCAUGCCUGGUUAGAGCUACGAUUUGAUCAGAAAUGGAUUUCUUCGUCUGCUACCAAGGAUAAAGUUAUGUCAAAGAGAAGGAAGUUGGAUGACCAGUCAUCAACCUCAGUGCCUGUAAGCCACGAAGAGGAAGAAGCCAUGGCUCGGCCAGAAAGUGUCAAAGCAGCAAAGGCAAAAGGAAAGAAGCCACUGAGGAAGCAAGCGACUUUGGAAGCGGAAGAGAUGGAGAAGAUGGAGUUUCAAAGCUUUUGGGAGAUUAGGCAGAAAGAUUUUGCUUUGAAGUCAACUCUUAACAAACAAAAAUUGCUUGAGCGCCUAGUUGCUAAGUCUGAGCCAUUAAGUGAACUAGAAAUGCAAUUAAAAAUUAAGCUUCUUACUGAGCUGUUGGCGUGA
Brassica oleracea var. oleracea is the source of this 945-nucleotide messenger RNA. RefSeq names its product glutathione S-transferase T3-like. The record is from RefSeq and is a predicted model, not a curated record. The transcript has a single exon. Lineage: Eukaryota; Viridiplantae; Streptophyta; Magnoliopsida; Brassicales; Brassicaceae. The coding region runs from base 1 to 945 and encodes 314 amino acids.